Clunio marinus is the source of this 2211-nucleotide messenger RNA. The record is from the annotation of a GenBank genome assembly. NCBI's taxonomy places the organism in Eukaryota, Metazoa, Arthropoda, Insecta, Diptera, Chironomidae.
ACUUCUUGAAGUUGUGCACCCCAUUUUAAAAAUAUUUUUUAAAUAAAAUAUAAAAAUUCGUGUUAAUUAUAUUUUAGUUUAAAAAAAUGCUAGUCAAAGAAAUUCAAGAAAAGUAUCCGAUCCAUUAUCUUGUUUGGAACAAUGAUUAUCACGAAUUGGAAAAGGUUUUGAAAGAAAACAAAUAUGAUAUUGAAGCCCUGGAUCCUCGUAAAAGAACACCUUUGAUGCUUGCUGUUUGCUUAUCUCAUCUUGAUUGCGUGAAAGUUCUUCUAUCUUCAAAAUCAAACACUUGUGCUGAAACAAAUGGAUGGACAAUUGCUCAAGAAGCUGUAUCAUCAGGAGACCCGGAAAUCCUUACUGCCAUCAUUUCAUUUCGUGAUUUAUGGCGACAAAAGUCGCGCUCGAUUCAAGUUCCUGAACUACUUACAAAGCUCAAGAACUCGCCAGAUUUUUAUGUGGAAAUGAAAUGGGAAUUUUCUAGUUGGAUUCCUCUGAUGAGUAGAGUUUGUCCAAGUGAUACUUAUAAAGUGUUUAAGCGUGGAUCGCAUGUCCGAAUCGACACGACUCUCAUUGGAUUUGACAACACUUCGUGGCAGCGAGGCAAUCGCAGCUACUUGUUCAAAGGAAGUAACGAUGAGGCACACUUUUAUGAAAUUGACCACGAUGCAAAAGAAUAUUCCAUGGAAAUCAUGAAAGAUAUUGAUGUUGAGCUGUUUGAAAAUGGUAUUCCGCCCACAAAAGAUUCAAUUCAACUUCGUUUACAAACACCAAUCAUCAGCAAUUCGAUAGAUAUCGAUAAGAUAAGUUUCGAAAGAAAUAAAUCCGGUUGGUUUGCGUGGAAGAAUGAGAAGAAUGAAAUGGUUAAUGGCUAUGAAUGUCGAGUUUAUAACGCGAGUAAUGUUGAGUUUAUCACAAGAACAAGAACAGAACAUUUAAAUGAAGGACAGAAUCGUUCGAAAAAUUCCAGAACUCCAUUGCAACAUUUCCUUGGAAUUGCUGAUGAUGAUAUUGAUCCAAAUGCUGCCAGAAAUUCACCAUCACCAGUUCAAGAAUCAAGUGAUGAAGGAGCGACAGCAGCGACAUCAUCACUCAAUGAAAAGCAAUCACAUGAAGCUCCUUCAAUUGAAGAAUAUUUUUCCGAUAAUGAUCUCAACGGAAGUGACAUCGGAAAACCAAAAAAAAUAUCAACAAAAGUUCAACGAUUUAAAGCAAAUUUAUGGCUUAGCGAUGAAUUUCCAAUUAAGCUUCAAGAGCAGAUUCUUCCUAUCUUAGAUUUAAUGAGCACGCUUGCAUCCCCUCAUGUGUCAAAACUUAAAGACUUUAUAACAAUGCAACUGCCAUCAGGUUUUCCAGUUAAAGUCGAGAUACCACUUUUUCAUGUGCUCAAUGCUCUUAUAACAUUUGGCAAUGUGUUCUCUUUGGAUGCACCAGUUGAACAUGUGUCGAAUAUAAAAGAAGACGACGGACGGUUGACUUGCAUCAUUGACGAUGAAUGCUUUGAAGUACCGAAAAGUUAUGAGAAUCGUUCUGGUGAUUAUCAUCGUCAAGGUUUAGGCUUUGAAGAUGAAGAUGAACUUUUGGAAUAUGCAAUUCGUCAGAGUUUAGUUGAUUCGGGAACUGAGAAUGAAGAGGUUGACAUUUGGGAAGCUUUGAAAUGCCAACGACCUUUGACGCCAAAUUAUGGAAAUAAUCUUUAUCCGAUAGAUGAUGAAUCACAACAAUUUCAACGGGCAUUACAAGAAUCUUUACUCUAUUCUUGUGCGACUCGUGCAUCACCUGACGAAGAAGAAAACUCACGAAGCGAAAGUAUGGAUGAAAACAUUGAGUUAGCAAUUCGUCUAUCACGUGCUGAGAAGCUUAAAGAAAAUGAACUUUUAAUGGAAGAGAAUCGAAUGAUUGAAAUGGCAAUUAAAUUGUCAUUAGAAGAAAGUUAACUAUCUAUGUUGAAUUAAAAGCCUUUCAUUGGCUUGAAUACGCUGAAGAAAAUUCUAAAUCAUCUUAAACUUAUCCUCAUUGUGCAAAUAAAUUAAAGAAAAAAGAAAGAACAAAAAAAUUAAAGCAAAAUCUAUUUUCAACGAAUGUAACCGAACAGUAAAUUCUCUUAACUGUUGCUGUUCAUGAUAUUUCGUUAUAAAUCAAUCAUUAUUACUAUCAUCGUGUAACCAUUUCUUAAAGACAAUUUAUUAAUAAAAGAAAUUGAGAACAUUUUAA